GUGAGCGGAGCGUGGGGGGCGUGGCCUGGCGCUCUGACGUGUAACAAUGGAUCCCGUGCUAUACAUUAUAGCUGCUGUACUUCUCGCUGUACUGCUGAUCUUCGCUGCCAAGAUCCGGGGGCAGACGGAGCAAGCUGACCGGGAGCACCAGCAGAAUGUGGCGGUGGCGGCGGCGCCCAGACCGCGUAUCCAGCCGGAGGAGCGGGGCGAUGGGAUGCCGCGAAGAAGGAUGAACAGGGGCAUGAUGGCCCAGAGGCAAGCCCGCCGUAUGGAGGAGGAGAGAGAAGCUGUGGUGGAGGAGGAGCAGGAUGAAGAUUCCCAGGAAACCCAGGCUCUUGGCAAGAUUGGCGCUAAGAAACAGAAGAAGUUGGAAGAGAAGCAAGCUAGAAAAGCCCAACGAGAGGCUGAGGAAGCUGAGCGUCAGGAAAGGAAGAAAGUGGAGGUGAAGCGUGAAGAAGAGAGGCGCAAAGAUGAUGAACGGCUCAGGAUGGAAGAAGAGAAAGAGGAAGAAGAGAAGAAGAAAGCCAAGGAAGAGCAGGAGAAGCGGGACUAUGAGGAGUACCUGAAGCUCAAGGAGAGCUUUGUGGUGGAGGAGGAAGGGGUGGAGGAGACCAUGGACGAGGACCAGACACGUAGUUUCCUUACAGAGUUUAUCGACUACAUUAAGGCUUCAAAAGUGGUCAUUCUGGAAGAACUGGGGGCUCAUUUUGGUCUACGAGCUCAGGAUGCCAUCAGCAGAAUACAAGAUCUAUUGGCCGACGGCUCUAUCACAGGUGUGAUCGACGACAGAGGAAAGUUUAUCUACAUCACGUCAGAGGAGAUGUCGGCCGUCGCCCAGUUCAUCCGCCAGAGAGGACGCGUCUCCAUCUCCGAGCUGGCCCAGGCCACCAACAAGCUCAUCAACCUGAACCCCGAGAUCAACCCCGUCCCCCUCCAAGUAUCAUAAUCUCUACAAAUGUAUUUUUUUCUAAAGACUCUAUUUUGGUAAACGCCAACUAAUAGGCGAUGUGCAGCCGUCCAGCUGCCAGGGAACUAGAAGUCCCAGUGCAGUGCACAAGGGGACUUGUAGUUCCCUGGCAGCUUAAUGG
This is a messenger RNA of Nanorana parkeri, 1088 nucleotides long. It is a transcript of the gene DDRGK1, whose product is annotated as DDRGK domain containing 1. The transcript has 9 exons. Lineage: Eukaryota; Metazoa; Chordata; Amphibia; Anura; Dicroglossidae. The coding region runs from base 47 to 946 and encodes 299 amino acids. The record is from RefSeq and is a predicted model, not a curated record.